Messenger RNA from Meloidogyne enterolobii, 2808 nucleotides. The record is from the annotation of a GenBank genome assembly. Lineage: Eukaryota; Metazoa; Nematoda; Chromadorea; Rhabditida; Meloidogynidae.
AUGGAUGCAUUUAAUUUGGAUAUUUUUGAAGUUGUUUUGGCUAUUUGUAAACAUCUUUGGAGUGAUAAAACAAAACCUACGGAUUUAACAAAAUUAAUUAAAUUUUUGGCUUUAAAUGAAUAUAAAAUAAUUAAAUUAAUUGAAGUAUUAAUUGAUGGACAAGAAAUUGAUGAUUUGGAUGAAUUACUUUCUAAUCUUUUAAUCACUCCUUGCGAUGCUUUAUUAUUACUAACAAUUAUUUGGACAGAAUUGGAAUUUCCAUCAGUUGCUCGUCUUUUUGAGCCAUAUUUAACUUUUCCGCCUCUUGCAAGUAAAAUUACAAACUCAGAAUUACAACAGGCUGAAAAUGAUUUUAAUCAAUUACUUGAUGAACAUUUGGAUAUUUAUUCUGGAAUUGAUUUAAAUAUUAUUGAAAGGAAUAAUCAAAUUAUUAAUGAAUUAGAUAAUUUAUUUGAAAAUUCGAAUGAACAUCAAAGAAUAACAACUGAAAUGAUAAAUAAAAUGAAUGAAAUAAAUCAGGCUUUAAGUCGUGUACCUGAUCAUAAAUAUAAUAUUGAAACAUUUGUUUCGGAUUCAUCAGAAUCUGAUUCUGAAAACUUGGAGGAUGAUUUAGUAAUUUUCAAUGAAAGAAUAAAGAAAUGGCCAAAUUGGCUUGAACAAGAAUUAUCUCAAGCAAAUUUAAAUGAGCAUCUAAUUUUGGAAGAAAAUCAAUUUUAUUUUGCGCCCAUCUCAAAAUUAAAUAAUGAAGUUUAUACAAAUGGGUUUGCAAAGUGUAAAUUAAUUAAAAAGGAUUCCGUCGGCCUCUGUCAAGUAAAAGGAUUUUUACUUUCUGAAGACACUACAACAACUUCUUUACUUCAAUCAUCACAAUUAGCAAUGGGGGAUGCACCAACUAUUCGCUGUCCGGAAGGUACUCGUGUUGUUGCUUUAUGUAAACGUGGAGCUAUUCAAAUUGGUUCUUUGUCAGCUUCUUAUUUUGAAGGCACAAUUGCCGUUUUCUUUGACAAUGGGAUUGAUGCUUAUGUCAAACCAACAGAUAUUCGUUUAAUGUUUAACCAGCCAUUGGAUGAUAACCAAAAAUUCCAACCAAGGCUUGCUUUUAAAAAUGUUGUGAAUUCAACUAGAGCUGAAUUUAUUCGUCAUUAUCUUGCUUGUUAUCCUGACUGGCCUUUGAUACAACUUAAGAAAACUGAAAAUAUGCAAAGAAUUUUGGCAAUUCGGAAUGGUUUAAACGAUUCUGCUUUCGUUUUGGAUGUUGAUAGGCAACUUGCUCUUCUUCGUUUUCCUGGAAUGAAUAAAGCUGCUUGGCCUUCAAUUCAAUCUAAUGUUGUUAAAAAUAUUAAAGAUUGUGUGAACAUGCCCACAAUGAUGAAUGGGUAUAUCGAGGAAAUCCUUUACGUUUUCCAACUCUUGCCCUUUCAACAAAUUAUAAUCAACAUUCUACUCAAAAUAACCAAAAUACUCAACAACAUUUAUCUGGGACCUCUUGUUAGAACUGGACGUAAAAUGGGGCAAUUCGAAAUGGCUCAUCCACUCAAUAGUGUAGAUUUAUACAAAUCAUUUCAAAUAAUGCAAGAAAUAAGGCAUCAAACAGCAAGAAAAUCAUCAAAACAACAAUCUAUUGAAUUGCCACCAAUGCAAACAAGAUCAACUGGAACUCUUUUAAAACGAAAACAAUUAACUUCAAAUGAACGAAUUGCUAUUCCAAAAUGGAUUCGUCCAAAAAACUUUCAUAAAAGUAGUGGCAAUGGAACAACUAGAUUGACAUGUUCACCUGUCUGUUUGAGUUCAAUUAAAGUUACAAAAUAUCCUGAUCGUUACCACUCUCCAUAUUCUAUUCCUUUGCUGAAUGGAUGGGCUAGAUUGACACUCAACCUUGCUUGUGAUUCCAACACCAAAAGUUCUGUCAAAAAAUACUUUACAGUCAAAAAGAAAAUUGUUUAUAAAACUCCUUGUGGAAUUCAACUUUCAUUUAUUGAACAAAUUGCUGAAUAUUUACAACUUACAAAACAACAAAAUUUAUCAAUUGAUAUGUUUACUUUUGAUCCUCAAGUUAAACCUGAAAUUAGAAUUAAAUUAGCUAAUGUUGUUUUGGAGGAUUUUACAUCGGGUCAAGAAGCAAUUCCUAUACCUUUAGUUAAUGCUGUGGAGAAUGCCCCUUUGCCUGCUAUGAUUUAUCGACCGAGGAGAACUGGGAUAAAAAGGAUGGAACCUGGUGGAAACAAACUUGUUGAGGAAUCUAUUAGUCCAUUUUUCUGUACCGGCUGUACUUGUAUAGAUGACUGCACGAGUGAUAAUUGUGAAUGUCGUCAAUUAACUAUAGAAGCCCAAAAUCAGUUGAGCGAGUCUUUAAAAGUUCCAAAAUCCUCACCUAAAGGAUAUAAUCAUCGAAGAUUGGAAAAUAAACAUAUUAGUGGUAUUUAUGAGUGUAAUUCCAACUGUAAAUGCAAUAGAUUAACUUGUUUCAACCGCGUUGUUCAGCAAGACCUUCAAAUACCUCUUUCAAUGUUUAUGACUGCUGAUAAAGGUUGGGGUGUUCGCACACUUGUCGAUAUUCCUGAAGGGACUUUUGUCUGUACAUAUGCUGGUGAACUUAUUGACGAAGAAGUUGCAGAUAGUUUACAAAACGAUAUAUAUUUUGCCGAUUUGGAUUUAAUUGAUGUUGUAGAGCGUGAAAAGAGACAGCAAGGGAUUGAUUAUAUAACUGAUGAAGGUUAUGGGGAUGAUGAAGUUUCGGAAACUCAAAAAAGUAGAAAUGUUUCUGAAAUUGAUUUGACAUAUGAGGAUGAUGAUGAAGCCUUCAACUAG